Molecule: messenger RNA, 1622 nt
Organism: Ixodes scapularis (black-legged tick)
Lineage: Eukaryota; Metazoa; Arthropoda; Arachnida; Ixodida; Ixodidae
Product: hydroxyacid oxidase 1
Exons: 8
Coding region: 168-1319 (383 amino acids)
Molecular function (GO): oxidoreductase activity; FMN binding
Source: RefSeq, a predicted model, not a curated record
ACAACUAGUUCGUCGAAGCAGCUCAAUCUGCUCUUGAAGUAAGGCAGAUAUCAGACAAGAACCCAACGCGCGUACUGAAGGCACCGAGUUGUAAACAGGCUCGCAGAGUCGCUAAUAUCGCUGCGGUUUUUCUUUUUUAAACAACCGCCUGGACAUUGCCAGGAAACAUGGCUUCUAACAGCACAAGCAGUGCGCCGACCAAGGGCUCGGGGGCGACCGGCGACGAUGUCGUGGUGACGGUGGACGACAUUCGGCGUCUCGGCAUCGCCAACUUGGAUCCGAUUCCGGAGGACUACUACGACAGCGGGGCGGACCAGGAGCAGACGCUCCGAGAAAACAGACUGGCCUAUCUCAGGUUACGUCUGCGUCCCAAGCAGCUCAACAAUGUGGCGACGAGAGAGAAGGCAGUGACGCUGCUCAAAGACCAGAAGCUCUCCAUGCCCAUCGGGAUCGCACCCACGGCCUUCCAGAAGAUGGCUCAUCCAGACGGGGAGAUGGCCACCGCAAGAGCGGCCCAGAAAGCGAACACACUGAUGAUCCUGAGCACGCUGAGUAACACCACAAUGGAGGACGUGGCUGCUGCAGCUCCGGGAGGACUGCGCUGGUUCCAGCUGUACGUGUACAAGGACCGAGACAUCACCAAAGACCUGGUGAAGCGUGCAGAGAAUUCCGGCUACAAGGCACUUGUUGUCACCGUCGACACACCCCUGUUUGGGAACAGAAUCGCAGACGUCAAGAACAACUUCACAUUGCCGGAUGGUCUGACUGUGGCCAACCUGGAAGGCGUUGGCGGAAGCCUGGAUCCGUCGUCCGGGUCAGGGCUCGCUGCAUACGGCGAAAAACUCUUGGAUCCUUCCUUGACGUGGAACGACAUCAAAUGGCUCAGGAGCAUCACCAACCUUAAAGUUAUCGCAAAAGGAGUGCUAACCGCCGAAGAUGCGAGGAAUGCUGUCAACAGCGGUGUUUCUGGCAUCCUCGUCUCCAACCAUGGUGCUCGGCAACUGGACGGAGUAACAUCCACAAUCGAGGCCCUGCCAGAGAUCAUCAGAGCAGUUCGAGGCCGGGUCGAGGUGUACCUGGACGGAGGCAUUCGUCACGGCACCGACGCCAUCAAGGCCCUCGCCCUUGGAGCCAAAGCCGUCUUCGUGGGACGCCCGGCACUCUGGGGGCUGGCGUAUAAUGGGGAAGAUGGCGUGACCCAGAUGCUCGAGAUAUUGAGAAAGGAGUUGGAUCUGGGAAUGGCACUUAUCGGAGCACCGAAAAUAGCCGAACUACGGCCGGAAAUGGUUGCUCGUCAAGAAACCUACGCCAGACUCUGAUUGCAUCCUCAAGAGCGGAGAUUCAAGCUACCACGAUUUGGCGAAGCAUUGACAACGGGUGUCGUCAGGAAGACUUAGCCUAAGAGAAAGGAAUGCUUUUCUAUGCAUAUUCCCACCGCUUAUUACCGAGGUAAAAAAAAAAAAAAAGCGAGGCGUUUCAUAUUUUAUGCAAGAGUACUGCUCACGCUCGGAACAUCCGUAGCCCAGUAGUCAACGAUGGCAGCACACAGAAGGUGGUUAUUAGAAUGGUUUAUAGUGUGACUGACAUCUGACAAAUGCAGGACGUGACUCAUUAUUUUCACA